UGCCUACGGCCCACUGAGCUUUUCCCAUCUCUUGCUGCGUUUCAAAAGGUGAACGUGCCGAAAACCCGCAGGACUUACUGCAAGAAGUGCAAGAAGCACCAGCCUCACAAAGUGACCCAGUACAAGAAGGGCAAAGACUCUCUCUAUGCUCAGGGUAAAAGGAGGUACGACAGGAAGCAGAGCGGUUAUGGUGGACAAACGAAGCCUAUCUUCCGGAAGAAGGCAAAGACCACAAAAAAGAUUGUUUUGAGACUGGAGUGUGUAGAGCCCAACUGUAGGUCCAAGAGAAUGCUGGCCAUCAAAAGAUGCAAACACUUUGAGCUUGGAGGAGACAAGAAGAGAAAGGGCCAGGUUAUCCAGUUCUAAAAAGCUUUGAGUUUUUUAUAUGGAUUAACUUGUCACUGCCAAUAAAAAGUUGAUACAUA
Messenger RNA from Scleropages formosus (Asian bonytongue), 425 nucleotides. RefSeq names its product ribosomal protein L36A (gene rpl36a). Lineage: Eukaryota; Metazoa; Chordata; Actinopteri; Osteoglossiformes; Osteoglossidae. The record is from RefSeq and is a predicted model, not a curated record. The transcript has 4 exons. Gene Ontology annotation, biological process: translation. The annotation marks the transcript as partial. Gene Ontology annotation, cellular component: ribosome. Gene Ontology annotation, molecular function: structural constituent of ribosome.